Exaiptasia diaphana is the source of this 3044-nucleotide messenger RNA. RefSeq names its product adhesion G protein-coupled receptor L1. The transcript has 18 exons. Lineage: Eukaryota; Metazoa; Cnidaria; Anthozoa; Actiniaria; Aiptasiidae. Gene Ontology annotation, cellular component: membrane. Gene Ontology annotation, molecular function: G protein-coupled receptor activity. The coding region runs from base 120 to 2993 and encodes 957 amino acids. The record is from RefSeq and is a predicted model, not a curated record. Gene Ontology annotation, biological process: adenylate cyclase-activating G protein-coupled receptor signaling pathway; cell surface receptor signaling pathway.
CAAGUAUUCAAUAACACAAUUAUACUAAUGAUGGCAUAUCACGUUACUAUAAAAACCGAUAUCAAAAUCAGGUGUUUUAAAAGCAUUUCAGGUCUGAACUGACAGGGAAGGGCGAAAUCAUGAACUCCACGUUAAUGAUAGUUGUUAUGAUUUUGUGCUGCAUUUUGACCUCAGUAAAUGGACGUCAAGUUAAAAUCGUCAAGCCGCUGCCCAGUAAUUUGUGCGUCAUUGAAAACGAAACAGCCCAAGUAACUUGUGUUGCUGCUGGAAUAAAUGGCACUCGACCUGACAAAAUAAUAUUUUACAGACAAGAUGAAUUUGGUGGUCUAAGUAUAAUAUAUGAUGAAGGACGAAAAGGUCGCAUAUUUUAUGAAAAUAAAACUGAAGAUGGCGGGAAAAGACUAAUUGUGACGCUACAUAUCAACACCGUACUGCCCAAGGAUAAUUCUUCGCGUUAUGGAUCGUAUGAAUGUCAUGCAUUCGCAGGAGCAGCUUACGAUGCUUACGGGUUUACAGUUAGCUUUAUCUCGUUCCAUGAAUUGCCAGGAAUACAAGCAUACGGCAACUUAUCUGCGUCAAUUGGUGAGAAGGUUGUUCUUCGUUGCCGAUUUAUUCCAUCUUCCAGAGCACGUCAAUUAGUCGAUGGAAAAUGGUUCAAAGAUGGCAUAGUUACCAACAGUGAAUGCAAAGAGGUGUUUUCAACUACAAUCAUUAAUCCCAGUGAUGGUGGCUGGCAUAGCUGUAUUCUAAUGGCUGAUUUACAACCGAGGUUGUACAACAUGACAAGGAGCUUUUUUGUAUCGGUGAAGCCUCAGUUUUUCGCCAAAGAUUUGCAGUGGAACGAAGUGAAAACAAUCAAAGGAAAAUCCACCAACCUGACAUGCUCUGCAAAAGGAAACCCAUUGAAAACUGAGUGGAAAAUGCAUUUGAAAAGCAAAUACCAAACACUGAGACCAUUGAACGUUUCAGAAAAUUAUACUACAUAUGUUUUCUCCAAUCUUGACAAACUGGAGAAGCACACGCUCAUGAUCGUGAACGUUAGCCUGGCAGACCAGGGAAAGUAUUACUGUUGUAUUCAUAAUGCUUCAAGAGCACAAGAUGACAUCGACGGCUGCCAGGUUUUUACAUUGAAAGUGAAAGACCUACCCGUCAACUGGACAUCAGCUAAGUUUGAAAACAUCCUACAACAGGCUGAAGCAGAGACUUACAAUACAAGUGAACUGCUCAGCGAACUGGAGAAUGUCACCAAGAAAGAAAAGAUUUCAGGAGGAGACCUGGGCCUCACAGUGAAGAUCUUAACAAUUCUAACAAACCGCAAGAAAUUCGAUUUGAUUUCUGAACAACAAAAGUUUCUGGCAGUCUGCAACAACAUUUUACAGCCAAUGAACAUUGAUAGCUGGGAACGUUUCGACGAGGCGAGAGAAAAGAAAGAAGUGUCCUUGUCGGUUGCGCUGAUCAAAGUCUUAGACACCUAUGGCCUUAUACUUGCCAAGCAACUUCCAAGGAAUUUUAGUAAAGUCAUUGAAGCACCUAAUAUUGCCAUGAGACUUGAUAGGAUUUCCACUGGACAUCAGGCAAAGAAAACAGGUUUAACAUUCAAGUAUGAAAAGUUUCAAAGCUCACUGAGCAUACCUGCUGAAGUAUUUAACGGUGACAAAGAGAGUUUCGUGGUUACCAUCGUAUACAAGACAUUUAAUAGAGUCAUGGGUCUUCGUGGUAUUAACAAGCUUGCCGGUCAAGAUGAUAUUGAAGUCUUUAAAUCGACAUCAACAAUAUUUUCAAGUGUGGUCGACCCUCCAAUGUCUGGAAGACUCCGCAAUCAAAAAGUUAAAAUUGUGAUGAAAAAUACAAAGGUUGCUGAGGAGAGUCUACGACGAAAAUGUGUAUUUUGGAAAGAAGGAUUACCAGAAACGUGGAUGACUGACGGUUGUAGGCUGGUACCUAGUGAAUCCAACAGUCAUGUGACUACUUGUGAGUGCGAUCACUUGACGGUGUUCGCGUCCCUCAUGGAUCCCUACGGUGGACUGGUUGCAGAAGACGAUCGUAAGGCUCUGGAGUUGAUCUCUACCACAGGCUGUGCCAUCUCCUUGUUUGCCAUCCUCUUGACUAUUGUUGUAACCUUGUUCUUCUGGAGAGUUCUCAAAUCACCUCGAACCAUUGUCCUUAUGAACAUUUGCGUGGCUAUUGGUAUAGUUUGUAUUCUUGUCAUAGCAGAAGGGACUGCACGAACAACAAAGGUUGGUUGUACUGUGUUGGCGGUAUUACUGCACUAUUUUCUUUUGGCCGUGUUCUGCUGGUUUUUGUGUGAGGGACUGCUUUUAUACCUUCUUAUUGUCAAAGUAAUUGGUGGAGGAGUGGGGGAGAAGGUCAAGUAUUUUGUGCUGUUUGGAUGGGGUUUUCCACUGCUUGUUGUUGGCAUCUCAUUGUGCGCCACCCAAACAGAAGGAUAUGGUUACCAUGGACUUCAGACCGCUUGCUGGCUUUCUGUGGACAACGGGCUCAUCUGGGCAUUUAUUGGACCAGCUGUUGUCAUUAUGCUGAUCAAUAUGGUUGUAUUCGUUCUGGUCAUACGACAAAUGAUGGGUACACGUCAUGCGCAGACAAAGUCACGUGAUGAAAAGUUUCGCAUGGGUGUCAAGGCAACAGCGGUCAUUCUUCCUUUGCUGGGUAUCACGUGGGUGUUUGGUUUGCUGGCCUUCAACACUGCGACCUUGGCUUUCAAGUACAUUUUCGCUAUCUUUAAUUCGUUGCAAGGACUGAUGAUCUUUAUCUUCCAUUGUGUCCUUAACCAACAGAUUAAAGAUGUAGUUCAACGAAGAAUCCAAAGCACACCGGAAAAUAAACAACAACAUUUGUCAAAGAGAAUCAACGUUGCAGCUAAUGAAGAUGUUAGUCCAUUCUCCAUCGAAAAUAGCAAGAAAUCUCCCAAAACACGAGAAAUUGGAAAGCAAGAGACGCUGCAAUCAGAAAUCUCCACUUCAACCCAUCUUUAGUUUUCUUCUUUCACAAGAUGUCUGAUUUCGUAUCGCGUUGAAUUCACGUUU